UGGCUAACAAUGGCUAAACAGCUUGAACAGUUUUGAAACUCACUUUUCCGUAAGAUUUUUUUCCUGUUUUAAAUAUUAGACAAAAUAGAAUUUUAAGAAAAUGGUCCACUCUUGGAUUUUACAGACUGCUAUCAUAUCAUAUUUGUAUAUUUUAAUUCAAAUAUUACUUUGUGGCAACAACGCUUUGGAAAUACGAUCUGAAACAAGUUCUCAAAGAGGAAAUCUGUCCAAUCUUUUGGUAAGGGACCGUCUCCUGGAAACACGUCACGGAGUAGAGUCCGCCAUCUUCUGUAGUAUUUUGUGUCUUGACACCAAUCCGUGUGUUAGCUUCUUCUUUUCACCAAUUUCAUCUGAGUGUCGGCUACAUUCUGUUACUCUAGGAAACGCGUCAGCGGCAAUGGCUGAUAUUGGUUCUCAGUAUUUUGUGACACAGAAAGGAAUCGGCUAUAUAGGAGACACUUGUGGGGGUCACUCAGACUGUGUCACGGGGAACUCCGAGUGUCGGGGCGGACAGUGCUGGUGUGGGGCGGGGUACAGCUUCAACCCAAGACUAAAAUCUUGUGACGCAAAUUGUACAAUUGGAUACAGUGAUCAGUAUAUGUUGUACCGUCGCCAUUUUCUCCAUCAAAACAACAAAGUGGAGCAUGUUAAUGUGACUUUGGAACAAUGUCGCGAACUGUGUACUUCUGAAGCGUCUUUUACCUGCAAGACAUUCGAGUAUGGUUAUCUGUCAGAAAAAUGUAGCUUACAGGAAGUGACGUAUUUAGACGUGCCCGGAAUGUGGUACGAGGACAUUUACUAUUUUGAAUAUGAUCACUACCAAAGAGAUUGCUCGUAAAUCCUUAAAACUGAGAUUUUGUAAAACCUUUUACUUGAUGGAUAGGCCAAUGACUUUUGGAUUGCAAGUCCAAUUUUAUAUAAUUUUAAUGAAACAAAUGUAAUUUGUUUGU
Molecule: messenger RNA, 950 nt
Organism: Saccostrea cuccullata (small rock oyster)
Lineage: Eukaryota; Metazoa; Mollusca; Bivalvia; Ostreida; Ostreidae
Exons: 3
Coding region: 101-838 (245 amino acids)
Source: RefSeq, a predicted model, not a curated record